ACUAAAUGAUUUGACAAUUUGAAAAAGAAGAAGCGAGAGUAUUUGUUGUUAACCCACUGUUAACCUAAAAUAUUUAUUUAUUUUUGUUUAGUACACGUUCACGUUAAUAUACUUGUAAUUUACUCAUUAUAAAAAUAUGGAUACUGAACUUAAUAACGAAAGUGAUGCUGAACUAAGUGAGCUUGAAGAUAACAAUGAAGAAAUUCCAAACCAGAUAGAGGAAUCAGCUGAUUCCUCGGAUUCUGAGAAAUCUGCCGAUGAUAUUGAUUUUGUUAUCGAUAAGGAGGGAGUGCCAGACUCGACCCAGGAAAAAUCAGAAAAAGAGAAGCUACUUGAUGAAAUAUUCAAAGAUUGUCCAAUUUCAUUCAAAGAAAAAAAACCGAAGGUCAAAAAGAUUAAAAAGAAUUCUUUUAUCAGACAAACACUUGCAGACUUAGGGUUUAAUGAUGAUGGAACACUAAGGAGUAAACCUCACCAUAAACAGAAAAAGCUGCUUACUAAGAAUCAACGAGAUGAAGUUAAAAAAGCCUUAAAGAAGUCAGUUAUAACACCAGAAUUCGAAAAAUUGCAUGUAGUACCGCCUUUGGAUGUAUCGGAGAAAAAAUUAAAGGAACAAAGAAAGAAAGAAAGGUCUCUAACCAAAGGAUCUAAAUGGUAUGGACUGCCUGCAACAGAAUUAACUGACGAAGUCAAGAGAGAUUUGGAAGUUUUACAAAUGAGGUCAGUUUUAGACCCCAAACAUUUCUACAAGAAAAACGAUUUGAAAGUAUUACCAAAGUACUUCCAGGUUGGUAAAGUUAUGGACUCUCCACUUGAUUACUAUAAUAAUCGUCUAACAAAGAAGGAGAGGAAGAAGACACUAGUUGAUGAACUCCUGGCAGAUGCUGAAUUUAACAAAUACAAUAAGAGGAAAUACAAAGAAAUCAUCACAGAAAAACAACAAACUCAUUAUAAGGCUUGGAGGCAAGCAAAGAGGUUAAAAAAGAAAAAAUAGUAUGCUUUUUUGUUUUUUUUUAUUAAAAAUUAUAUAAAUA
This is a messenger RNA of Diabrotica virgifera virgifera (western corn rootworm), 1034 nucleotides long. Its product is annotated as deoxynucleotidyltransferase terminal-interacting protein 2. Gene Ontology annotation, molecular function: RNA binding. The record is from RefSeq and is a predicted model, not a curated record. Gene Ontology annotation, biological process: RNA processing. Lineage: Eukaryota; Metazoa; Arthropoda; Insecta; Coleoptera; Chrysomelidae. Gene Ontology annotation, cellular component: nucleolus. The transcript is spliced from 6 exons. The coding region runs from base 137 to 994 and encodes 285 amino acids.